Molecule: messenger RNA, 5360 nt
Organism: Diachasma alloeum
Lineage: Eukaryota; Metazoa; Arthropoda; Insecta; Hymenoptera; Braconidae
Gene: thw
Product: flocculation protein FLO11
Exons: 7
Coding region: 205-4761 (1518 amino acids)
Cellular component (GO): extracellular region
Molecular function (GO): chitin binding
Source: RefSeq, a predicted model, not a curated record
CGUAACGUGUCCCCUGUGCGCCGCGACAAAAGGGCACCUUCACCACUGAUAAACAGUUUAUUGUUCCCAGAGAAAAUAAUCACUCAUUAUUUAUUAACAAAAGAGGAGUUACGCCGGAGGGAAUCAAUGCACGAGACUUCACUCGGCGAUUUUAUCGAACGCUAGGGGAUUAAAUCGGAGGUGAAGUCGAGGAAUUUUGGCGCUAUGGGUCUGCGUACACUGCUGUGGCUAUGUAUCGCAGUCAGUCUGAGAUCGGCCGAUUGUGCAAAGGAAUCGGAAGACGCCGAGCGUGCGAGAUUACCGGAGCUCCUGACCGAGCUUGACCUUGCGAGUCUCGAGGCCUCGGAGGAGGACAUAGAUGCCCUGAAGAAGGUGGUAAAGCGCCUGGCCCCGGCGAAAAACGGCGAGUACCAAGUAUUCCAAGUAUUCUUCGGUAACGAGGAGCUCCUGAAGGAGUGGCUGUCUGGAGCGGGCUUGGGCCAGCCGGGCGUUGACUUUCCGAUGCUGACGACAAUUCCGGCAACAGAAUUCAGCUGUCGAGGGCUCAAAGGCGGUUACUACGCCGACUUGGAAACAAACUGUCAGGUCUUCCACAUCUGCGACAACGGCAGGAAGAUCUCGUUCCUCUGCCCCAACGGCACCAUCUUCCAGCAGUCCCAGCUGAUCUGCGACUGGUGGUUCAAAGUCGACUGCAGCAAGUCAACAGAGCUCUACGAACAGAGUGCCGAGCAACUCGCCCAAGAAGAGCGCAAACGUGCCGACUUGAAACGCGUGAAUUCCGAGUUCCACCGAUCCGACAACAACUACCAGAACUCAAACUACGACGGUAAACAGAACGCCAGAACAAAUCCCUACGGCCCGACGAAGAACCAACUGGACCAGCGGUCGAGCGAUCUCAAGUCCCGGGCCUUCGAUCCGAGUCAGAUCUACAAUCAAAACCGCGGAAGCCAGUUCUCCCAGAUAAACGAUCUCGCCUCGAAUUCCGGCUUCGCCACAUCACAGGAGCCCACCGUGAAGAAUCGCGAGAACACCCCCCGCACCACAAAUUACCAAAACAUCGAGAGACAGCAGAAUCAGCUGAUCGAGGAGCGCAGCGGGAAGCAGUUCUACGAUCAGAGAGGCUCCAACAAAUACUCAUCCCAAGUAGACAAUUAUCACACAACCUCUGGAGCCCGAGAUAAUCCUCGUAGUGCAAAAGCUCGCCCCCUCCCCCGCGACGAGGAGGGCAUCACAAAUCGUGCAACGCCAGCUUACACGGAAACCACAACAUUCCGAACGAGUACACCAGCCCCAAUAAGGGAGUAUCAGCAGCCAGCGGAGAGUGCAGCGUUCGCAUCAUCCCGGGGAAAUCGAUAUAAUAAGCCAUACAACUCUAAUCAGUACAACAGUUAUUACAACCCAGCGACCAACGCUCCGCCCUCCCGAAGGCCCACACAAUCACCAAUAACGCCGAAGCCCCGUCAAGAGACACCCCAGAGUAUCCUAAAGCCAAAAGGAAAGAUCGCCGACUACCCCUAUCCAACAUUCGCCCCGAUCUAUCGUCCACGAACCACAACGUAUGACUCAACAACUCCGACUACCACCCCACCUUACACCAACACAUACUACAAUCGAGAUCGCACAACCAAUUGGGAGACAACGACAAAUUUAUACACAACCGGUCAGGAUUACCGCACAACCACUGAAACAGUCUACCCGGAUGACAUCACAGGGACAUAUCAGGGCGCUCGAGUGACAUCAACUGACUACACCGCAACCACACCAAAUCCACCGACGACCUACACCAACUCCGAGACGUACGAUAACAGCGUUGAUACCCGAGAUUAUCCACGUACUACUUACAAAACUAGAGCAUCACCGAGUAACCAGAGAUAUUCAACUGGUAGUUCAUCCAGUGGCACUGCCAUUACCAAGUCAGCUAUCAACGAUGUCACGGUGGAUCAGAAUUCACUGAGCACUCGUACCCAGGAUGAUAAACUUGCACGAACUAAGACACCCUGGAAGGGUGUGCCACGAACUUCCCAGAACUAUCGGCAAAAUGGUGUAAGUCCGUCCACGGAGAAGUCUCGUACAGCUCAACUUUCGCAGCAGUCUCAAACUUCAAAAACUCCUCCCCCCUACGACACCAGUAUAACUUAUCAAAAUGGCAAGGUCAUGUCGACAUUAGGGCCCUAUGUGCCAUUCACCAAGAAUUAUGCAUACACAACAACGAGUACUACGACAACUCAACGGCCGCCAGUUUACACAGCCACUGUGCCAACAUAUAGCUCGCCAUCCUCUCAGUAUCGAUCCAGUGGUAAAGCUGGAAGAAUACAGUACCCUACGUCAGUCAACCGUGUGCGCGGCAGUUCGACAUACCUGCCUGACGCCAAUUCAACCGUUAAACGCCCGUCGGAUUCUAAAUCUCUGAUAGAACAUGAGCAUGCAUUCAAUAUGCUGGAAUCACUGAGAGGUCUGGAGGGCACAAUGCCGACUAUUAUUGGAAAUACUAGCAGAAGUGGAUUGACUAUUCCCCAUUCUUCGAGCCCGGCAACACUGCAUUCUCUCGCCUUGUACUUUGCAACAGCUAGUGACGAGUUUGGUGGCUCUGACAAGCACGAGGAUGAUUCCUCCGAGAGGCUUCAGACUCCACCAAAGCUCAACGAGACCUCGAAUGUUGACCUUCCGACGUCGAUUCUAACUGAACACACGAUAAACUCCUACGCGGAGCUGUUCAAUCUCAACAACGCCCUUGAGACAAGCCCAAACAGCACGGAAUCAGAGCAACAGAGUGGGGAGAUUGACUCCAGCGAUGAUCUCGACCUCCAGCAGAGCGAGGGUCCCGUGACGAGCUCGAAGAAAUCAAACAGCACGAAACUUCGGGAACUCGCCCAGGUCUUCACACAUGCCUUGUCGGCGUACCUCCAGGACCCCGCGACCUUCAAGAAGAUCCUCGCUGAGAUCAGACCGACCGAGCCACCGGCGGUCGACAGUGACGAAAGCUUCUCCACGACGACCUACAUCCCCGCAACCUCCGAGGAGUACCCGUCCGUCACAAAGGAGAAGGACGAGGUCCUGGACUUCUCCGAAGACGUCACAGCACCGAGACGACCAAUUCUCCAAACCACCACGGAAAUACCAACGACCACCGACGACGCGGCCUUCGGUUACUACACAACAUCCGUAACCUCCGAGUCUCAAUACUCAAGCACCCCUCCCCCCGAUAGCCAGGACUAUUUAAAUCCCACAAAUGACUUCGCCUCGGCUGUGAACCACGCCUUCGACUCAGCCAACGGAAUCCAGGGUUUCUCAGGCCCCAGCGGACCCACCUCCAACGACGCUCUCAACGAUUACGAGAAUUACUUUCCGGAUAGCAAUCGAGUGGGUGACAUUCAACGAAACUCCACCUACGAGCCCUACGGCAAGUACGUUAAGCCGGUGAAUUCAGUGCCAAUUGGCGAUAAUUACGUUUCCUCAUCGACCCCAGCUACGUACGAGCAGACAUUACCGCCGGAAAAUCCUGGCGAUGGUAACGUAAUAACGUCUAAUCGUAAUUACCAAAGUUCCGGGGAGAAUUUCGACGAGCAGACGGAAUCACCAGAGGUAACGACAACAGUUGAGCCAUUUAGAAUCCGUUAUUACGAUACAACGACGAUACGAUCAGAGGAUAGUAACGAGGAGUCGCUGGUUACAGCCAACAGCAUCUACUCGAGUUACAACAAUUACAAUCGUCUUAACAGCGCUCCUAAUGACGUUGGUCGACCGAAUGCCGAGUCAUCUCAGGUGGCUUCUGAUAAAGACGACAGUCUGAACAAUCACUGGACGUCAUCACCUACGGUGACACAAUUGUGGGAGAGCACAGUCUUCGUGGAUCCGAAACGUAUAAAUCAGGGAUUGACGUCGGAGGGUGUCAGUCAAACGUCGAGUGUCGAAAGCUUCGGUAAUGAUCCCUCCGCCACAACGCAUUCGUCAGUGCCAGAAGCGUCUGAGCUUUUGGUGACGGAUGCAUCGGGCGGUGUGACCCCGAGGAAUGGCAACAGAGGGUCGAGUCCAUCGACAACUUGGCAAUGGAGUAACACUGAUAACGACGCACCAACGGCAUUUAGUCUACUGCCGACGGUUUAUUCGACUGAGCACACAGCAACGCCUGCGCCAAUUUACACGACCAGAUCUAGUAUAACGACGACGAUAACAUCGUCGGUUAUUUCGACGAGUUCGUUGCCCCAGCCGGUGUUUCCGGCGAAAACUAGGUUGAAGAAUAAUAUUGGGAAUGCUACGGAGAACGAGAUUGUCAGGGCCAAGCAGAUGUUCGGGGGCCUUAACGACACGAGUUCAGAUGUUUUGAUGAGGGUGAUGAAGACUGCCGAUCAGAAUGCAACGGUCAGACAGCUCGUUCUGCUGUUGAUCAGCCACUGCACUGGGCCCUUGAAUAAAACCAGAGAGGAGGAGAAGGAGCAGUUGCUCAAUGCUCUCCUCAGCAUGCCGGUUGAUCAGUUCACUUCGGAGGAGUCGCGGGGGCUUGUGGACGAUCUCACCAGGCUCAACAUUCCUGAUGAUCUCGAAGCCAGGAGCACCACUGCCAUUGUCACGUCGACUGAGCCCAUUGUCACGACCUUCAAGAGCAAAAAGUCGAGGAGAAUCAAGUCCAAUGUGGAUGAAGCUUCCCUGGGGAGCAGAGGGAGUGGCGGCGAGUCCGAGGGGGGCGAGGAGACUUCCGCGUCUGACGGAAGGGCUCUUGAACUACUGAGGUCACUCUACACUGUCGCUGCUAAGUGGGGUUGAAUACUUCGGGGACAGCCGGAUUUGCUCACGAUUACAUUCUUCGUCUGGAGGAAUUUUUACGAUGUCGGUGGUUCAAAGCAGCAUUCAUCCUGGUGGCGAGGGUUGUGGCCAGCAUCAUCAAUGUUACUAUUAUUAGGUUUUUAGGUUUUUUAGGGAUUGAGUGCGUGAGGGUUCGGGAAUUUGGGAUCAAAUUGUUGGUUAUGAAUGGUAAUUAGGUAGUUGUGGAUUUUGAUGCGAGAGGUUCACGGUGUCUUUCUUGAGUUGUAACUGAAGUGUGCGAGCAGCUUGCUAGGUAAUUGGGGUAAAUUCAAUGGGCAUCUUUUUAUGAGUUACGGUUUCUAGGUAGGAGGUGUACUUAAUUCCCUCGGCUCACGGUUUCUGAGGCUGUUGAGGGCUCGUAUGGUGGGGUUCGAGGGGAGACGGAGGUGGGGAGAUUCGUCAGUGUUGGAGGAUGAACUUUUCCGCGAGGAACCUCAGCUUUUAGAGGAUUUCGAGAUUUCCGGGGUUUAUCCAUUAUUUGUCGAGCUCCGGCUUGAUGAUUUUAUGUAAAAUAUGUUUGUACAGAGUGUGAAUAAAUAAAUAUGGGUUUUGUUAAUAAA